Messenger RNA from Arthroderma uncinatum, 642 nucleotides. RefSeq lists its product as uncharacterized. The record is from RefSeq and is a predicted model, not a curated record. The transcript has 3 exons. The coding region runs from base 1 to 642 and encodes 213 amino acids. Lineage: Eukaryota; Fungi; Ascomycota; Eurotiomycetes; Onygenales; Arthrodermataceae. Gene Ontology annotation, biological process: mitochondrial electron transport, NADH to ubiquinone.
AUGUUGUCGUCCGCACGCUCACGGCUGUGCAUUUUGACGGCGCAGUCGUCCCGUUUCGUCCCGCGCGCCACAUACACCUCGACGGUCCCUCGCCUGAGCGAAAACACCAUUCCCACCAACAACCCAAACCCUGCGAAGCCCGUAACGAGCGUAUCCGAGACCAAUGCCACUCCUGUAUCUUCAAUGGGCAGGCAACCUGCCUCGAUGCAGGAGACGGUUGAGCAGGCGCAGAGCCAGCUCGCCAUGCAGGCCCCUAACAGAGCCACCACUUGGGCAAAGAGCCAGAAAGAGAGGGCUAAGGCCAUGACUGGUCCACGAUUUGAACAGACGAUCAUAGAUCACCAGCCUCAACCAUAUGCUGCCAUUGACCUAAUCCACAAGCAGCCCGUACGAUGGACGAAAGAGAGAAUCGUAUCCUGUGACGGAGGUGGUGGUCCACUAGGCCACCCCAGAAUAUUCAUCAACACCGAUAAGCCCCAAAUCUGCCCUUGCGAAUACUGCGGUCUUCCAUUCGCCAACGAACACCACCGUCCAGUGCUCGAGGCUCAGCCCAGAACCUCGUAUCCUCUUGACCCUACCGGAGAUGCAGCGGAAGUCAAUGAAUCACAACGUAUCACUCCAUCCGGCUUUGAGCAGCGAUAG